Talaromyces rugulosus is the source of this 969-nucleotide messenger RNA. RefSeq lists its product as uncharacterized. Gene Ontology annotation, molecular function: oxidoreductase activity, acting on the CH-OH group of donors, NAD or NADP as acceptor. The record is from RefSeq and is a predicted model, not a curated record. Gene Ontology annotation, cellular component: cytoplasm. The coding region runs from base 1 to 969 and encodes 322 amino acids. The transcript has 3 exons. NCBI's taxonomy places the organism in Eukaryota, Fungi, Ascomycota, Eurotiomycetes, Eurotiales, Trichocomaceae.
AUGUCGGUCACCCAGUCGGUCCAAGGCAAAACCGCCAUUGUUACUGGUGCAGGCUCAGGAAUUAACCUGGCGUUUGCCACGUUACUGCUUGAAAAUGGCUGCAAUGUUCUCAUUGCAGAUCUUGCCCUGCGCCCCGAGGCCAAAGUCGUAGUAGACAAGUAUUCAAGUCGUUCAGGCUCGGCCAGAGCUGUUUUUCAGAAAACCAAUGUUAUCGACUGGAAACAGCUGGAGGAGAUGUUUACGGUUGCAGAGAGGGAGUUUGGAGAAGUCGACAUCGUCUGUCCUGGUGCGGGAGUGUAUGAAGAGCACUGGAGCAACUUUUGGCGACCACCUGGAGCACCAGAGAGUCGAGACGCGCCGUUGGGAGGCCGGUACGCCCUGCUGGACAUCAACUUGACGCAUCCAAUCCGAGUCACUCAACUGGCCAUUUCACAUUUCCUGCGCCACCGGAAAAAUAAUUCUGGCCGCAAGCAUAUCGUCCACAUCUCCAGCAUAGCUGGCCAGGGCAAAUCCAUGGCCGCCCCCAUCUACGUCGCCACGAAGCACGGCAUCAACGGUCUCGUGCGAUCUCUGGAUGACUUGGACGAUAAAUUUGGUAUCCGGGUGACGGCCGUGGCACCCGGUGUGAUCAAGACGCCGCUCUGGCUGGAGCAUCCCGAGAAAUUGAAGAUGAUCAGGGAAGGAAAAGACGAAUGGGUCACUGCUGAGGAGGUUGGCGAGGUCAUGCUUGCUCUGGUUCAGCAGGACGAAGUCAGCAGUAUCAUCGGGGACAAGCACAGGCAAGGCACGCUGUAUCGCGUGCAGGGCGGUACUAUCCUCGAAGUGUCCAAGACUGUCCGCGAAGUGAAUGCCUUUAAUGACCCUGGCCCUGCCGGCCGCGCUGGCAAUACGGUCGCUGACUCGGCCGUGUUGAUAAAUGAGAUAUAUGACCUGCUGUCUCAGCCUAACUGGGGCAAGGCGAAGCUAUGA